Amoebophrya sp. A120 is the source of this 1322-nucleotide messenger RNA. Lineage: Eukaryota; Dinophyceae; Syndiniales; Amoebophryaceae. The record is from the annotation of a GenBank genome assembly.
AUGGUUAAGUACUCUCGCACCCCGGAGGACAAGGCCAAGUCCGUGAAGGCCAUGGGCGUCGACCUGCGCACCUCUUUCAAGAACACCUACAACGUCUGCCAGGCCAUCAAGGGCUUCAAGCUCGAGGAUGCCAAGAAAUACUUGCAGGUAAUGAAGAUGCGAAAUUUAAAUUUAGAUGGGGGAACAUAAACAUUUGGUUUGUUUUGUGUCAACAUCUCAUGCAACAUCAUUUUGGUUUUUCGAGAAUGAUGUCAUACGUAAUGCGAUUCAAAAUAUUCGAAAAAACACCAAAACCCCAGGCUGUGAUCGAGAAGAAGCGCAUUAUUCCGUUCCGCCGCUUCAAGUCCGGUGUGAGCCGUGACGGACAGUGCAACGAAUUCAAGACCACCCAGGGUCGCUGGCCGGAAAAGUCCUGCAAGGUCGUCUUGGGCUUGCUCCGCAACGCCGAAUCCAACGCCGAAUUCAAGGAACUGUCCCCGGAGGAACUGGUAAGGAGUUAAUUUUUUCUUGUGAGUGCAAUUUUCAUUUUCCGAGUCAUGUUUAUUGCUAUAACAGUACAGCCUGUGCGAUUUUUCGGUCAUUCCUUGGUUGUACGUUUCGCUCCGUUUUGCAUUGUUUCCAUUGUGUGAGUGGACCACAGAUUUAGAUUUUGAUUUUCGUUUGAGAGACUACUUACUACCUAUCGCAGCCUAUCCAAGUUCAAGGGAUAAGUGUCGCAAUGUUCGAGAGAUGAAGUCCUCGCAAAUUAUCCACGAUUCUUCGCGAAAAAUAAAAAACAACAGGUCGUUUCCCACAUCGCCGUCCAGCGCGCUCGUCAGGGCCGCCGCCGCACCUACCGUGCCCACGGUCGUAUCAACGCGUACAUGAGCUCUCCGUGCCACGUCGAGCUCAUCCUCGCCGAGGAGUCCGAGCAGGUGUCCAAGCCGGCUGGCGAGAAGGUCAAGAAGUUCACCAAGAAACAGCUCGCCAAGAAGCGCGUCUUGGAAAGCAACUAAGGUUUUUUCUGAACAAUUUCAUCGGAGAGAACUCAUGCUACAAACUCGGUACUUGUGUUGAAGAAGAUGUGUUACAGUUGUGAAAAAAGCCCGAAGGAUGUUAGUUGACCUGAGCUUUUUGCUUUGUUGAUCAACAUGAUCGGGUUUUUUAGGACUGCAGAGACUACAGCAAAUGAGAGGCUCACAGGACCACUAUCGCGGCUAAGUAAUAAUCUAGGGGUUUGCGACGUCAAACAGUCAUACUGUCGUAGAGAAGAUGCUAACCUCUAGAACGACGCUGCGACUUGAAGCAAGACGAAGUGAGUUGGAACGAAACUACUCUGUCCC